Molecule: messenger RNA, 1154 nt
Organism: Cygnus olor (mute swan)
Lineage: Eukaryota; Metazoa; Chordata; Aves; Anseriformes; Anatidae
Product: pre-mRNA-processing factor 39-like
Exons: 3
Coding region: 193-813 (206 amino acids)
Biological process (GO): mRNA 5'-splice site recognition
Cellular component (GO): U1 snRNP; U2-type prespliceosome; commitment complex
Molecular function (GO): protein binding
Source: RefSeq, a predicted model, not a curated record
GACCCCAAACCCCCUCCUUUUCGCCCCAAAACCCGCCCCCGUUAACUCACCCAGCCCCCCCUCUCCCGCCGCGGCGGGUUAAUUAUUUAAUUUGUAAAUAGUGUACACAUUUGUAAGAGCUUAAUUGUACAUAGGCGGAAUAAAGGCUGCAGGACAAGUCCUCCACGGGCCGCUCUGCUCACUCACCCCCUAAUGCUUCCCUAUGGCCGUCUCUAUGGUUGGCGCCCAGCUCCGGGCCCUUCUAGCCUCGCUUCCGGCCUCGCCUCUAUGCCCCCGUGGCGGAGCUGCCGCCCCCCGAGCCCAGCAGCACCGAGGAUGAGCGCGGCGCCGGCCCCGACCCCCAGAGCUGCAACGGCGCCGCCGCCGCCCCCCCCGAGCCCGAGGAGCCCCCUCCGGCCCUUCCCGAGGCCCCCCCCGGCCCCCCAGGACCCCGAGCCCCCCGCGGACGAGGCCGCCCCCGGUUACCCCCCGGACUUCGAGAAGUUCUGGCGGGCGGCGCGCGACAACCCCCACGACUUCACCGCCUGGACCGAGCUGCUGCAGUACGUCGAGCAGGAGAACCACCUGCCGGCCGCCCGCAAGGCUUUCGACGCCUUUUUCUCGCACUACCCGUACUGCUACGGCUACUGGAAGAAGUACGCCGACAUGGAGCGCCGCUUCCACUGCGGGCCCGAGACCGAGGAGGUGCGCGGGGUCCCGGGCAGGGGGGGGUUCGGGGGGCGCGCGGGGAUUUUGUCACGGUUUUGGGGUCCUCAGGGUGUUUUGGGGUGCUACACGCUGCUUUUGUCACAAGUUUGGGGUGCUACACGUUGAUUUUGCCAUGAUUUUGGGGUCCCCAAGGUGUGUUGGGGUGCUACACGCUGCUUUUGCUUUGAUUUUGCCCCAAUUUUGGGGUCCCCGAGGCGUUUUGGGGUGCUACACGCUGCUUUUGCAUUGAUUUUGCCACGGUUUUAGGGUCCUCAGGGUGUUUUGGGGUGCUACACACUGAUUUUGGGUUGAUUUUGCCACAAUUUUGGGGUCCCCAAGGCAUUGCGGGGUGCUAUACGCUGCUUUUGGGUUGGUUUUGCCACAAUUUUGUGGUCUCCGAGAUGUUUUGGGGUGCUACACGCUGCUUUAAUCACAAGUUUGGGGUGCUACACAUUGAAUUCUGCCAC